This is a messenger RNA of Gallus gallus (chicken), 2068 nucleotides long. It is a transcript of the gene STAR, whose product is annotated as steroidogenic acute regulatory protein. Gene Ontology annotation, biological process: regulation of steroid biosynthetic process; steroid biosynthetic process; intracellular cholesterol transport. Gene Ontology annotation, molecular function: cholesterol transfer activity; cholesterol binding. The record is from RefSeq and is marked provisional. The transcript has 7 exons. Bases 55 to 900 code for a protein of 281 amino acids. Gene Ontology annotation, cellular component: mitochondrion; mitochondrial intermembrane space. NCBI's taxonomy places the organism in Eukaryota, Metazoa, Chordata, Aves, Galliformes, Phasianidae.
GGCACAGCAGUGUUUGUAGCAGCCACCAGAACUGAGCUCCACUGCACCGCAGAGAUGCUGCCCGCCACCUUCAAGCUGUGCGCUGCCAUCUCCUACCAACACCUGCGCAACGUGACCGGGCUGCGCAGACAGGCUGCAGUGGCCAUCAGCCAGGAGCUCAGCAAGCUGUCGUGCCGCAGCACAGGGCCCAGCACGUGGAUCAGCCAGGUCCGCAGGCGAAGCUCCCUGCUCAGCUCCAGGCUGGAGGAGAAGCCCUUCAGCGAGAUGGAGAUGUCCUACAUCAAACAAGGAGAGGAAGCCCUGCAGAAAUCACUCAGCAUCCUCGGGGACCAGGAGGGCUGGAAGACGGAGACGGUGGCGGACAACGGAGACAAAGUGCUGAGCAAAGUGCUGCCGGACGUGGGUAAGGUGUUCCGCCUGGAGGUGGUGGUGGAUCAGCCCCUGGACGCGGUGUACAGCGAGCUGGUGGACAACAUGGAGCAGAUGGGCGACUGGAACCCCAGCGUCAAAGAGGUGAAGAUCCUCCAGAGGGUUGGGAAGGACACUCUGAUCACCCACGAGACGGCGGCCGCUCCGCCCGGGAACAUCGUUGGGCCGCGGGACUUUGUGAGUGUUCGGUGCUCCCGGCGCCGCGGCUCCACCUGCGUGCUGGCAGGGAUGUCCACCACGCACGGAGCCAUGCCCGAGCAGCAGGGAUUUAUCAGAGCUGAGAACGGCCCCACAUGUAUGGUGCUGCGCCCGCUGGCCGGCAGUCCCUCGCAGACCAAGUUGACGUGGCUUCUUAGCAUCGACCUGAAGGGCUGGCUGCCAAAGACCAUCAUCAACCAGGUCCUGUCCCAGACCCAGGUGGACUUCGCCAAGCACCUCCGGCAGCGCAUGGCGCGGGCAGCGGGCUGCUGAGUGCACAGACUGCUGUUGAGUGCUUUGGUCAGGGCUAACAGUAGGGAUCUUGUUGUUAGGUAAGUCAGAUACAAUUCAACUCCGGCCUGUGCUAACAAGAAAGGCCUUUAAUCGUAGACAGCACUAAUAAAGCUUAACUAAUUAGCGAGGAGCCUGAUUCAGAAGGCAGCGCCAGCAGCUGCUCGGUGUGCAAGCAAAUGCCAUACCUGAAGGGGCAGGUUGCUGGGAUCUCCCAGCUAAUUACUUGAAGCUUUAUUAGUCUACAGUAAAAAGGCCUUGGCUAAUUAGUUAUUAGGGAAGAGUCGCAGGAGCUUCAUUCAGACGGCAGGGCCAGCCAGUGCUGCUCCGUGUGCAGAACACAGGACUUAACCUCAACUGCAUUCCUAUCCUUUCCCCUAGUGAAGCAGCUCUAAGUUAUUUGAUAUAAUUUUGCAUGUCUGUACAGGAAGAUUAUUUAUUCGAAGUUCUGUGAUGAUUAUCGUUAGCAGGAGUCCCUGUGAAACUUGUCAUUGCUUUCAUAGACAGUUAGCUUCAGAUUUGAAGUAGGUACUUUUAAGUUUGCAGGAUAGGAAGGGAACCAGGAUACCUGAACAAAACAAAAAUCACAAGACAAAAACAAUGUAAGAGUUUAAAAGAAGAGUUUAUUUUUAAACUGGCUGCCAGUUCAUGUAAAAAAAAAAUAAUAAUACAGUUUGGGCAGAAGCCCAAAUUUCAGUCUUACAUGCAGUAGUCUUGUUACAACACAAUCCUUCUGGAUGGGAACUGUUCACAGUUAGCCAAGCACAGCUGAGCAGAAGCAUCAGUGUUGUUUCUGCAGGUAUAGAGACAGCAGGUGGGUCCAACCACACACCCCUUCCCACUGAACAAUGUCUGUUAUGAGCCCAGGCUGUCAGAUGGGAAGUUAUCUCAACACAAUCGUUGCUUCUUCAGCUAGCUACACUGUAAGUUACUGAAGACUCCAAGAGAUGCUCACAAAUAGCACAAUACACACUAGAACUGCAUUUACUUGGACUCAGCAUAGUGGUAGUGCAUGAACCUUAAGCAGGGACCAUACAUACACCGCACCUGCUGCCAAGAGCUGCAUUGGCUUCAUUGUGUUUGUUCGUUGACAGAUUGUUCUGAGUGAUGCACAUUCCUCCAGAAUAAAAUCCACCUGAUUUAAGAGUCA